Messenger RNA from Paramuricea clavata, 288 nucleotides. The record is from the annotation of a GenBank genome assembly. Lineage: Eukaryota; Metazoa; Cnidaria; Anthozoa; Malacalcyonacea; Plexauridae.
AUGUUGGCGAACAAGUUGCGGCGCGAAACUAAAGGCAAUCUCUUCAACAGGAAUGAUGAAGAUCCAAACGAUAGAGUGGUGGAGAGAGAGCAGCAUGAUCACGAAGAAGACGAUACCGUUAUACAGAAAGGAAUCUUUCUCAACAAUGCCAAAGGCAGUGUACGAGACGAUCCAACCAGACCAAUAAAGCGAUUUUAUGACCAGCACGUUUCAGCAAUUCACAGAGAGGCUGGCGGAUCCGAUCAAGAAAUUCCUGAUUUCCAAUCCGUUCGGUCACAAAUGUCAAGG